CAGGUGGAGAACUAAUCAGAUCGACAACCAUUCACACUUCGCAGUUCAGUGGCCUGCCUCUGCUGUAUCUCGCAUUAUCUUCAGUCUUCGCGCGAUUUCGGAAGCCGAUUGAUUACAUCUCGUAUUCGCCAGUAGAACAGGACAAUGGCCGCCACGAUGUCUCAGAUGUCUGCUGCUGCUCCCAUGGCCGGCGGUCUCAUGGCCCUGACUCCAUCCUCCACGAAGCUGUCCAGCGCUGCUUCCCGUGUGGUGGCCCGACCCAGACUGGGCGCGUCGCUGGCGGGGCGAGUUCGAUGCGAGGCGGGCAAGGGCCUGCGGGAGACCAUCGAUGAGAGCACGAAGAAGGAAAUCACGGAGGGCGAGAUCCUGAAGAACAUGGAGACCAACGAGUCCGAGCAGCGCUCCUACUUCGGCGCCAAGCCCACUCCCGGGUUCGACCAGGCAGUGGGGUUCACCCCCCGCCCGGAGAUCGAGAGGCGGCCCGAGACCAGCGACAAGUCCUUCUUCAGCGUGUUCGCGUUCGACGGGGCCGCCCCGGAGACCAUCAACUGCCGACUGGCGAUGUUGGGCAUGGUGUGGGCGUUCUUCGCGGAGAAGGCGACGGGGCUGACAGUAGCACAGCAGCUAUUCAACCCCACCACAAGCGGGCUUGUGUAUUUCGUGGGCGCGGUGCAGUUAUUCACGUACGCAUCGCUGGUGCCGAUCAUGAACGGCGAGUCGACGGAUGCUCGCAGCUUCGGGCCGUUCACGGCGCGAGCUGAGCGAUGGAACGGGCGUCUAGCAAUGCUAGGAUUCCUGUCGCUAGUGGUCACGGAGCUGAUCCGCGGAGCUCCCGUGUUCCACUAAAUGGAUGCACAUAUGUCGGUAGGCGUGGAGAGAACAAAGGCAGUGAAUUGCAUCGCCGUGGGGUGGCUGCGUGUGUAUGAUACGGUGCCGAAGUUGUGGAAUUGAGUGUACAGUUUGGAGCUAGGAUGAGAGAGAGAGAGCUCAGGGAUAGGUAUGUGGGAGGCGAGGAGGAUCGGUUUUGAAGGACCAUGGAAGGAUGUACAGUGUAUUGUUGAGAUGACGACGAGUGUGAGUAAUUGGAGAUGAUGAUUUUGAGAAA
Physcomitrium patens is the source of this 1105-nucleotide messenger RNA. Its product is annotated as early light-induced protein, chloroplastic. The record is from RefSeq and is a predicted model, not a curated record. NCBI's taxonomy places the organism in Eukaryota, Viridiplantae, Streptophyta, Bryopsida, Funariales, Funariaceae.